Molecule: messenger RNA, 1925 nt
Organism: Nicotiana tabacum (common tobacco)
Lineage: Eukaryota; Viridiplantae; Streptophyta; Magnoliopsida; Solanales; Solanaceae
Source: RefSeq, a predicted model, not a curated record
GAUAAUUCUCUGGAAAGAAGUAUGGUGCUACUCGUGUCCUUACUGCUUAAAAAGAAAAAAGAAAAAGAAAAAAAAAAGAAAGAAAGAGUAAAUAGGAAAGAAGCAAAUGCCGGGGAGUGUAACAUUUUCAUCCGGAAAAAAAGGAAGCCAUGAACGAGAGGUCUCUAAAUAUAAAUACUUGAAAAACAAGGCGACUACAUUCCCGAUUAUCAUUUUCGUUGGCAUCUCCAACAGAGUCCGUCGAGAGAGAUAAAAAGCAUGGCGAAAUCCAGCGCCGACGAUGAGGAGCUGCGAAGAGCUUGCGAGGCCGCCAUUGAAGGCACAAAGCAGAAAGUUGAAUUGUCGAUCCGUGUAGCCAAAACCAGCGGCAUCUUAGGCAUUUCCGGAAAAUUGAGCCGGGGUGCUAUGGCUAAACCGCGAGUUCUCGCUAUCUCCACAAAAGCUAAAGGCCAACGGACUAAAGCUUUUCUUCGUGUCUUAAAAUAUUCUAAUGGAGGAGUCCUUGAGCCUGCAAAAUUGUACAAGCUUAAGCAUCUUUCAAAGGUGGAGCUGGUAACUAAUGAUCCAAGUGGUUGUACGUUCAUGCUGGGUUUUGAUAAUCUCAGAAGUCAAAGUGUUACUCCACCUCAGUGGACAAUGCGUAAUGUUGACGAUAGGAACCGUCUUUUGCUUUGCAUCCUAAACAUCUGUAAGGAUGUCUUGGGUCGUCUCCCCAAGGUUGUUGGCAUAGAUGUGGUGGAGAUGGCUCUUUGGGCAAAGGAAAAUACUCCAACAAUUACCAAGCAACAAGCAAAUCCUCAAGAUGGGCCUCUUCCUGCUGUAGCAGAAGAAGGUGAGAUGACAGUAACUGUUGAAAGAGAACUUGUAUCUCAAGCAGAGGAAGAGGACAUGGAGGCUCUUUUAGGCAUUUAUGUAAUGGGUAUUGGUGAGGCUGAGGCAUUCUCUGAGCGGCUGAAGCGAGAGCUUCAAGCUUUGGAAGCUGCUAAUGUGCAUGCCAUUUUGGAGAAUGAGCCAUUAAUAGAUGAGGUCUUGCAGGGGCUUGAAUCUGCUACCAACUGUGUUGAAGAUAUGGAUGAAUGGUUAGGCAUCUUCAAUGUAAAACUUAGACACAUGAGAGAAGACAUUGAAUCAAUAGAAACCCGCAACAACAAGCUGGAAAUGCAGUCAGUAAACAACAAGGCAUUGAUUGAGGAACUUGAUAAGCUUCUUGAAAGACUGCGUAUCCCUUCUGAGUAUGCAGCGAGUUUAACAGGUGGUUCGUUUGAUGAGGCAAGAAUGCCUCAGAACAUUGAGGCAUGUGAGUGGCUAACUAAUGCUCUACAUGGCCUUGGAUCGCGUAACUUGGAUCCUAGCUUUGCAAACAUGAGAGCUGUGAAAGAAAAACGAGCAGAAGUCGACAAGUUAAAAACGACAUUUGUUAGAAGAGCAUCUGAAUUCUUGAGAAACUAUUUUUCCAGUUUGGUGGAUUUUAUGAUGAGUGAUAAAAGUUAUUUUUCUCAGCGUGGGCAAUUGAAGAGGCCUGACCAUGCUGAUCUCCGAUACAAGUGCAGAACAUAUGCUCGUCUAUUGCAGCAUUUGAAGAGUCUUGACAAGAAUAGCUUGGGCCCUUUAAGAAAAGCUUACUGUACCUCCCUCAACUUGCUUUUGCGCCGAGAGGUCAGAAAGCUUUGUCUUUUUAGUUUUUUUUUUUUUUCUUUUUCUUUUCCCUUUGUAGCUUCUUUCUGUUGAGGGGGUUACUUAAGUCCCCAUUAAGUUCACUGCAGCUAUGUGCACUUUUAAGCCAACAGAAUCUGUUUUCUUCAUCUCAGAACUCCCAAAGGCAUGUAUCACUUGUUUGUCUAUAGAAUCUUUCCCAUCAAAGAGUUGCUGAAUGAACCUGCUUUUUAAGUGAAUAAAUAAUCUAAGCAGCAGUUCUGUUGGGUAGU